Cantharellus anzutake is the source of this 895-nucleotide messenger RNA. RefSeq lists its product as uncharacterized. The transcript has 5 exons. NCBI's taxonomy places the organism in Eukaryota, Fungi, Basidiomycota, Agaricomycetes, Cantharellales, Hydnaceae. The record is from RefSeq and is a predicted model, not a curated record. Bases 337 to 789 code for a protein of 150 amino acids.
GCUCACGUGAGGCCUUUUGUUGACCGAACGUGACCAUGUUGCUGGGGGACCAAACACGAAUAUUCUCAAUCUGGCUCUCACACCUUUCUGUUAAAGUCAUUGGGUUUUUGGAAAUCGCUGCAAGAAUCCCAUAAUGAAAUAUGGCCUACGGGAGGCAUUCUCAUUGAAACGACUUAUUAACCUUUAGGCUAAGACGACCCAUGGUCAGGGAAACUACAUCUGGACUCAUGAAGAACCCUUACUUGUAAAUACUCAUGACCGUCGAAGAUUCUUGACUCGGCCAAAACAUGUCCGUCAGCAUACAAUCCUGUAACUAGGACUCGCAAUCAGAUCAAGAUGGCGACCGUAAUUGAGCAAGUAGCAGCAGUUCUAAAAGCCACAAUGCGAUUCUGGAGUCUCUUCUCCCUAAUCGCUGUACUUCCUAUCGUCGCAGCUGAUUUUCACGUUGGCUCAGCCCGUUGCACUCAGUCCUUCCCACAUACCGCGGGUGCGGAAGCCAUUUGGGGGGUUAUCAUCCCUUCGAAUCAAGACGGUUGCAUUGGUGCAACGACCUUGUACUUUGGCCAAGGCAUUCAAUAUGGGCCAGGCAUGACCACCAAAGUUUGCGGUGCCACAAUUACGAUUUCCGGUAACCAAACGUGGCGCAGCUCGGAUGGAAAAUACGGACCUUGUUAUUGGCUUAACGGCGUCGUUGGAGCAGUUACGGGGUGCUCGAGUGCACCUUACGAGACCAGGAUCUGGCAGAGCCAGGCGCUCCCGAGAUGUGAGCAACCUCCUUCGAGGACGUAGAGACCAAGACGUCUUUUCCCGGCAGGCUCAAGACGUUUUCUUCGUGGAUUAUUACCGCAGGCGCAAUGAAUUUCGGACGCUCAUAUACAUAUUCCCGUGGAGUUCC